AUGACCUUAAUUCCUCUACUCAACAUCUUCUCUUAUUCCUUCAAUAUCUGCAAUGUCGAUUGUGCAUUGAUCGAUAGCAUCUACAAGCCCGCCUUAGACUAUGUAUUUUAUAUUUCUCGAGUCGGCAACGACCCUCAUGCGGUGAAAGCCGACCUACAUGGCCUUGCCUUGGUCUCCAUCUCGGUGAUGGCCAUUUAUAUUCAGGACACCCUCGAUAAAAUCUACAACCUUCUCCAACAAUUGAAAGAUCCGCUCUCACAAACUCGGCUUAAGCUCUGCCAAAGGGAUUACAAUGAGGCCUUGAGUGAUUUUCGGAGCUCCUUCACCACUGCUUCGAGAGAUUCUUUUUUCAAAGCCGCAGACUUGGUUAGAAUCGGAACCAACAAGGUUAUACGUUGCCACAAUGUUGGAGAAAAGUUAAAGAUAUGGGCUGCAUUUUUUAGCAAAAUAAGGCCAUCGAAAUUCUAG
Hibiscus syriacus is the source of this 468-nucleotide messenger RNA. RefSeq names its product pectinesterase inhibitor 5-like. The record is from RefSeq and is a predicted model, not a curated record. Lineage: Eukaryota; Viridiplantae; Streptophyta; Magnoliopsida; Malvales; Malvaceae. The transcript has a single exon. Gene Ontology annotation, molecular function: enzyme inhibitor activity. The coding region runs from base 1 to 468 and encodes 155 amino acids.